GAUCAAGUGGACAGCAUUAGCAAAAACGUACUUAUACAUCCGUACCACCGGGAAGAAAGAUAGAGACAGCUUGCUUUUAUCGCCCUCUACUCCGUCCCGAUGGGUGACAACAAUUCUAUGAAUACGCCUCAGGGCCAAAACACAUCCGCAGGUCUGAAUGCGAACAACAUGUUCAUGUCGCCCUCAACUCCUCGAAGGAACAAGAAGAAGAUAGUGUACAGUGACCGAUAUAUACCGACAAGGUCCGGUGUUGACUUACAGGCUGCGUUCAGUUUGGCAAACUCCGAGUAUUCCCAACCGGCAUAUGCAUCAGCAGACAUGUCCAGCAGCGUAGACAACAACAACUCCAACGACCCAGAUUACCUGCGAGAGGAGGAGGCUAACCGGACUUUUGAUUCUGUGCUUAAAACCGAACUUUUCGGUGACAACGUGCCCAUGUCCUUUUCCCGAAGACCGAAGAGCUCCUCAUCAAUGAACUCUAGAGCAGUGACCCCUCCGCCAAACAUGAAUAAUGCCGAAGCCGGAAUUCACAGCAUCAACUACAACAAUGCUAACGGCAGCAGUCGUUCUUUAAAUGACCGAAGCAGUGCUUCCGAUUACACCAGUAUUAGUCGAGAGGAAAGUUUGCAAAGAACCCCUCAGAGGCAAACAGGAAAUCUUUUUACAUACCAGUCACCUUCGAAAACCAGACCCAACUCAUCUUCUCUGGAUGCGCAAAAUGAAUUGUAUUCACUGUCACCGGUACGAGCAGACACUCAGAGCUUGUUGCUAUCCCCACAGAAGAAAACAAGAAAUAUAUCAAAAAUGCCAUACCGUGUGCUCGAUGCUCCCGAUUUGGCUGACGACUUUUAUUUGAAUUUAGUUGAUUGGGGGUCGCAGGACGUUCUAGCUGUAGGAUUGGGAUCCUCGGUUUAUUUAUGGGACGGCGCAUCUGGAUCGGUAAAUCACUUGUGUGAUCUAGGUGCUACCGACAGUAUCUGCAGUCUCUCUUGGAUCGGAUCAGGCACACAUCUUGCUAUCGGAACAAACUCCGGUUUGGUAGAAAUUUGGGAUGCGACAACAUGCAAGUGUACUAGAACAAUGACUGGCCACUCCAUGAGGGCAUCAUCACUUGCAUGGAAUCAGCACGUCUUAACAUCUGGAUCGCGAGAUAGAACAAUUUUGCAUCGUGACGUGAGAGAACCGGCUCACUUCAUGCAAAGAUUGGAGUCUCACAAACAAGAGGUUUGUGGAUUGAAAUGGAAUAUUGAAGAAAACAAAUUAGCUUCCGGUGGUAAUGACAACAAAUUGUUUGUUUGGGAUGGUUUGAACAGUGAACCACUAUAUAAAUUCACUGAGCAUCAAGCCGCUGUGAAGGCAAUUGCCUGGUCGCCCCACCAGCGAGGAAUACUUGCAUCUGGAGGAGGUACCGCUGACAGAAGAAUUAAAACAUGGAGUACACUUACGGGAAAUAAAGUAAGCGACGUCGACACUGGAUCCCAAGUGUGUAACUUGGCGUGGUCUAAAAACUCCAAUGAAUUAGUUUCAACCCAUGGAUAUUCGAGGAAUCAAAUCGUGAUAUGGAAAUACAAUACAAUGCAGCAGAUAGCAUCUCUUACAGGCCACACUUAUAGAGUGUUGUAUCUCUCUAUGUCUCCCGACGGGCAAACCAUCGUCACAGGUGCCGGUGACGAGACCCUGCGUUUCUGGAAUGUUUUUGAGAAGACAAAAAAUGACGAAAACUCUUCGUCUGUUCUCUUGGACGCCUUCAUGCAAUUGAGAUAAUCUCUUUUUUUCAUAUUUUUACUAAGUCGAUGAAAUUGUACAUUAUAUUAAUUGAACCAAUUCUUUCAGGUUUGUACUUUUAUUAACAAAGUCUUGUAUUUGAAUUCGAAAUUUCAUUCCAAUUCAAGUAUUGUCUACAACGAUAUUGUAGUCACAAAGUUUCUAAUCAAGCA
This is a messenger RNA of Pichia membranifaciens NRRL Y-2026, 1937 nucleotides long. RefSeq lists its product as hypothetical. The coding region runs from base 100 to 1764 and encodes 554 amino acids. Gene Ontology annotation, cellular component: anaphase-promoting complex. The transcript has a single exon. Gene Ontology annotation, biological process: anaphase-promoting complex-dependent catabolic process; positive regulation of anaphase-promoting complex-dependent catabolic process; positive regulation of ubiquitin protein ligase activity. The record is from RefSeq and is a predicted model, not a curated record. Gene Ontology annotation, molecular function: ubiquitin ligase activator activity; anaphase-promoting complex binding; protein binding. NCBI's taxonomy places the organism in Eukaryota, Fungi, Ascomycota, Pichiomycetes, Pichiales, Pichiaceae.